Schizosaccharomyces osmophilus is the source of this 1887-nucleotide messenger RNA. RefSeq names its product serine/threonine protein kinase Ppk14 (gene ppk14). Gene Ontology annotation, biological process: protein phosphorylation. Gene Ontology annotation, molecular function: ATP binding; protein serine/threonine kinase activity. The record is from RefSeq and is a predicted model, not a curated record. Gene Ontology annotation, cellular component: nucleus; cytoplasm; plasma membrane. Bases 1 to 1887 code for a protein of 628 amino acids. Lineage: Eukaryota; Fungi; Ascomycota; Schizosaccharomycetes; Schizosaccharomycetales; Schizosaccharomycetaceae. The transcript has a single exon.
AUGAGCAUUAUGGAUGUUAGGAGAGAUGAUGGAGAAACAAAAGUUGCAUCCAUGGGACAAUUCACACCUGGAAAAGAUGAAAAUCAAGAACCGUCCAAGUCAUCUUCCAGCUCGAAACCCUCCAAAAUACGAUCUUUUAUGAGACUGUACUUUAAAGAAAACCGAAAAUUUACAUUUUCAAAGAAAAAAAAUAAGGAAUUGCGUCCCUCGAACCCUUCAGAAGCAGCGUUUCACUCGGAUCAGCAAGCAGCAUGUACAGAAGAGGACAAGGAGGAUUCAAAUAAAGAGGAAAAUGGUAGCAGGGAUGUUUUCUCCACCCCCACAGAAAGUACAGAACCAGCUUCAAGUGCAGCUUCAUCGGUUUUGAAUGGAGAAAACAAAGAUGCCAAUCCUUCGUUUGAAACCGUUGUGCAGAGUUCUACAGAUCCAUCAUCGGCGCAUACAACCGAUGCACCAAACAUGGAUUCGGCAGGUCAUGUGGGAUCUACUGGCGUGGAUUCUCUCUUUGUUAAAAAGCGGGACAUAAAAAAAUCAUUCUUUAAGGGCGGAAAAAAGAAAAAAGAUCCAAAUGCGAGGUCUUUAUUUAAUCCUCGACGUACGAGCCAGUCCAAUGGCUCAGAAAAUCAACCCCAAAGUGCCAACGUAGAUGGUAUUAACCCAGCGGAGGAAGGGCGCAAAGUAGUGUCGGCAAAGAAAAAGUUCGGCUCUAAUGCCAGAAAAUACUCCUCAAACUCUGUGAAAAUUGGUGAUGUUGAAGUCGGGCCAUCCAGCUUUGAAAAGGUUUUCUUGCUUGGGAAAGGUGAUGUUGGUCGAGUUUAUCUGGUUCGUGAGAAAAAGACUGCUCGUUUCUUUGCUAUGAAAGUCUUGAGCAAGCAAGAAAUGAUUAAAAGGCACAAGAUAAAACGGGCGUUUGCUGAACAAGAAAUUUUGGCUACAAGUAACCACCCUUUCAUUGUUACUCUCUAUCAUUCUUUUCAGUCCGAAGAGUACCUCUAUUUAUGUAUGGAGUAUUGUAUGGGUGGUGAAUUUUUUAGAGCCCUACAGCGUCGCCCAGGACGCUGCCUAGCCGAGCAUGAGGCUAAAUUUUACAUCGCUGAAGUUACGGCUGCUCUGGAAUACCUCCAUCUUAUGGGUUUUAUCUACCGUGAUUUAAAACCUGAAAAUAUUCUUUUGCAUAAAUCUGGUCAUAUCAUGCUUUCCGACUUUGAUCUUUCUAAACAGUCAGGUUCCAUCGGCUCUCCAACUGUUAUUCAAGCUCGUAAUAGCAGUCCAUCUGCGCAAAGUACUUACGCCUUGGAUACCAAAUCUUGUAUUGCUAAUUUCCGUACUAAUUCUUUUGUUGGUACAGAGGAAUACAUUGCUCCUGAAGUUAUCAAAGGUUGUGGCCAUACAAGCGCCGUGGAUUGGUGGACUUUGGGUAUUCUAUUUUAUGAAAUGCUUUAUGCUACUACGCCUUUCAAAGGAAAAAAUCGAAAUAUGACAUUUUCAAAUAUCUUGCAUCGUGAUGUUGUAUUCCCGGAGUAUUCUAAUGCUCCUUCCAUCUCUAGCUUGUGUAAGUCCCUUAUUAGAAAGCUAUUAUUGAAAGAUGAAAACGAUCGUUUAGGUUCUCAAGCAGGUGCAUCCGACGUGAAGUUACAUCCAUUUUUCAAAAAUGUUCAGUGGGCUUUACUGCGUCACACUGAACCGCCGAUUAUACCUCGUCUUGCCCCUACAGAUGAAUUGGGCAAUCCAAACAUUGCUCAUUUAAAAGAAAGCAAGAGUUUGGACAUAACUUCCUCAGCUCAAAAUUCUCAGACAGUUGAAGUUCCUCUAUCUAAUCUUAAAGACCAAGAAGACGAUCCUUUUCUUUCGUUUAACUCAGUUACCGUACAUCACGAUUGGGACUAA